AGAUCACCCGGCGCGCAAUGUGGUCACGCCGCGGGCGGUGCAGGCUGUUAUGAUUGCUUUUGUUGUUGUUGUUCUUGCGCGCUCCUAAUGGACUGCAUCCAGAUGAACACACGUACGUACGGAACACAAACCAUAUGCACCUCGAGCAAGUCCAAGCCCGCCCUGUGCUGGUCCGUGGCCGAUUGAUGGUGCUGGCAUGCGGCGGUGCAGGCGCAAGAACAAUGCGGACGAGACGCAGUACCGGUUUGUCGCCACACCGUAUGCGCCGCUGCAUGAUGAUCUCUCAGGCCCAGUGUUCAAGAAGCGAGAAAAAUCAUACCACCUGCAACCUGUCGCCAUCAAAAAUUUUUAUCUCAGCCUUGGGCAAACGCGCUGGAAAAUUUCUAUUUCUGGCAGCCAGCCCCGGCAGCCUAGCGUCGCCGCUGGGCACACAAGCUUGACGAUUUCUCCCGCUGUUUUUUCUGUGGGCGAUCCCAAACACAUUGGAUAUGCAAGUUUCUAUUCGCCAGGCCCGCGCUGCAGCGGAUGAUUAUUUCUUACAUGCCCACCAAAGUUGUUUACACUUAGAGCCGGGCUUCCUGCCUGAGCGCUCGGGCAUCAACCGCGGGUCGCUCUCCCCCACCAUCGAUACCAC
Linderina pennispora is the source of this 634-nucleotide messenger RNA. RefSeq lists its product as uncharacterized. Lineage: Eukaryota; Fungi; Kickxellomycota; Kickxellomycetes; Kickxellales; Kickxellaceae. The transcript has a single exon. The record is from RefSeq and is a predicted model, not a curated record. Bases 197 to 529 code for a protein of 110 amino acids.